GUUAAUAUUUUCCUGUUAUGUCUUCUUCUUUAUUACUUUGAUUUUCCAUUUCCCGUUGACUCUGCAUACUACUUUCAUUUUUUAUCUACAUUACUAGUUGAAUAAUGACCAUGAGCCAAGAAGAUGAAUUUCCAUUAAAGGAGCAAUUUCACAAAGUCAAGAACAAAAGAAAAAUAGAAUCUUUGAACUAAUUUUGAAGCCAUAUUACUGGUUCAGAAUGCUAUGUGAUGAACUCCAUUGGAGUUUUGUGUCUGGUGUGGUUAUUAUUUAUGGUAUUAAUCAAGGAAUGAGUUUAGGGUUAAGUAAGAUUAGUACUCAGUAUUAUAUGAAGGAUGCCUUCUGAUGCUCAAAUUUAUGCUGGAAUAAUUCAAAUUCCUUGGAUUGUGAAACCUCUUUAGGGGCUUUUAACAGAUACUCUUCCAAUUAUUGGAUAUAGAAGGAGGCCAUACUUUAUUCUUGCUGGUCUGUUUGGUGCUUUUUCCAUGCUCAGUCUGUCACUCAAGCACAAAUUACAACUUGCAUCUGCUUUGUUGUGUCUAACGGGAGCCAGUGCAGCACAAGCAGUAGCAGAUGUUACUAUUGAUGCCUGUGUGACAGAGAACAGCAUAAGCCACCCUUCUCUUGCCAGUGACAUGCAAAGCUUGUGUGGAGUGAGCUCUUCAGUGGGGCAACUGAUUGGGUUCACUAUCGGUGGCUUUUUGGUUCAUCUAAUUGGAUCUAAGGGGGUGUUUGGAAUUUUAAGCAUUCCAGCUGCUCUGGUCAUUUUGGUAGGAAUGAUGCUGCAUGAACCCUUUAUACACGAUGUUGCAUACAGGCAGGUAAGUCAAAAGUUCUUGGCUGCUUGUAAGGCUAUGUGGAUGGCACUAAAAUGCGAGAAUGUGUGGAGGCCAUGUCUAUACAUGUACAUUUCUCUAGCAUUGAGUUUGCAUAAUCACGAGGGAAUGUUUUACUGGUAUACAGAUGCAAAGGGUGGCCCAUUGUUCUCAAAGGAGAUUGUAGGGACCAUAUCCUCUGUCGGUGCAGUAGGAUAUCUUCUUGGAGUUCUCCUUUACCAGAAUGCUUUUAGGAACCAUCCUUUUCGUUUCGUACUUUUUUGGUCUCAGCUAUUAUAUGGUGCUUCACGACUGCUUGAUUUAAUAUUGGUCUCACGAGUAAACUUGCAGUUUGGCAUCCCUGAUUAUGUUGUUGCUGUAAGCGAUGCAGCAAUUUCUCAUAUGAUUGGGCGUCUCAGAUGGAUGCCUCUUAUUGUACUCAGUUCAAAACUUUGCCCUUCUGGCAUUGAAGGAACUUUCUUCGCGUUGCUAAUGUCAAUUGAUCAUGUUGGCAGUCUCACAGCAUCCUGGGCUGGAGGCCUGUUACUUCACACCUUGAAUGUCACAAGAACUCAAUAUGACAGCCUCUGGAUAGCAAUAGUGAUCCGGAGCUUUUCGAGAGACCUUCCAAUUGGCAUUCUGUUUUUGGUGCCAAACAGUGAUCCCAACGCUUCUAUUCUACCAACUGAGAUGUUAAAGACAAAAAAGAGUGACGAUAACUCAAAAAAGGGCGAAGAGGACUUUUGGACAUUCAAAAACUGGAGAUGGCUCCACUGGUAACCAAUGUCGAUCACGUGGAUUCAUGAGUACAAUGACAGGGAAAACACACUCCCAUCAUUCUGGUGUCACCAUGUGUUUUGUCCCUCAGCUGCUACUUUCUUAGCAGCAUUACAGAGAUUGUACAAGAAAGAUGGAUCUACAGAGAUUGCAGACCAAGCAAAAUUAUAUUUAUCUGGCUUGCCAGUGCUAAACAGACCUGAGAUGCAUCAUUCUUCACAAAAUAGAAAACCCCAGCAACAUCAACUUCCAUCUGAGCAUCGCCC
Molecule: messenger RNA, 1855 nt
Organism: Solanum tuberosum (potato)
Lineage: Eukaryota; Viridiplantae; Streptophyta; Magnoliopsida; Solanales; Solanaceae
Product: probable folate-biopterin transporter 3
Exons: 6
Coding region: 483-1592 (369 amino acids)
Source: RefSeq, a predicted model, not a curated record